Strongylus vulgaris is the source of this 606-nucleotide messenger RNA. The record is from the annotation of a GenBank genome assembly. Lineage: Eukaryota; Metazoa; Nematoda; Chromadorea; Rhabditida; Strongylidae.
CUAACUGAUGACUUGCAGGUAAUGAUAUUCACACAACCCAAUUCGUCCGACCUUGGAAGUUUCCUGCAACCACGUUAUGUAAAUCUUCCACAAUUAGCGGAGAUAUUCGAGAUGGAUGUUUACGGUUUUGAUUAUUCAGGAUACGGUUAUUCCACUGGUGUUAUUUCUGAGAAAAGUAUCUAUGCAGACAUUCGCGCUAUUUAUGACUAUGUACGCAAAACAAGGCCAAAUAAAAAGAUCGUAUUAUUGGGCUACAGUAUCGGUACAACAGCUGUAGUAGAUCUGGCUGCAACGCAUCCCGAAGGUCUUGUUGGCGUGAUUCUGGUAGCGCCGUUCACAAGCGGACUACGAUUACUGGGUAAUCAACCGAAGAGGGAAAAAACACAUUUUCUUGACAAAUUUGUUUCUUGUGACAAGGUGGCUGAAAUAAAAGUGCCUGUUUUAAUUUGCCAUGGAGCACGGGAUACGGUUGUUCCAUCCGAGCAUGGGGUUGAAUUACAUGAAAAAUUGAAAAAGCCGGUGACACCUUUAAUUGUGCAUGGAGCUGACCAUCAGUCAAUCCUCAAUGGUGCCUAUCCACAGACAUUCUGCAGAAUUCAUAGGUAG